AUGGUCGGACCAACAAGACCUCAGUUUGUGAUAUUUGGCUCGUCCAUUGUCCAGUUAAGCUUCGGCAAUGGAGGAUGGAGUGCCAUUCUCGCUGACCUCUAUGCUCGUAAGGCCGACGUACUGGUGCGAGGAUACGCUGGUUGGAACUCGAGGCGUGCUUUGCUGGUUUUGGAUCAAGUAUUUCCCAAGGAUGCCACAAUUCAGCCAUCUUUGGUGAUAGUCUAUUUUGGUGGUAAUGAUUCGGUGGAUCCUCAUCCGUCAGGGCUAGGCGCUCAUGUACCACUUCCUGAAUAUAAAGAAAAUAUGAGAAAGAUUGGUAAACAUUUAAAGAGUCUUUCAGAAAAAACUCGCGUUAUCUUUCUUACUGCUCCUCCUGUCAACGAGGAACAAAUUCAUGAAGCCAGUGACUAUGUUCCGCCAAAGAAUCGAACAAACGAGUCCUGCAAAGCAUAUUCAGAUGCUUGUUUAGACGUGUGCCGGGAGUUGGAUAUCAAAGGUGUUGAUUUAUGGACUUCAAUUCAAAAAAGAAAAGACUGGUCUACUACGUGCUUUACGGAUGGAGUCCAUUUUUCAUCCGAAGGGAGCAAGAUUGUGGGGGAGGAGAUACUGAAGGUGCUUAGGGAAGCAGACUGGGAGCCCCGCCUACACUGGAAAUCGUUGCCAACGGAAUUUUCGGAGGAUUCGCCUUAUGAUCCGCCCGCUGCUGAUGGAAAAACAACUAUAAACAUCGCUGAGAUCAGCGUUAAUGAGGGUGUCAAGCACUUGGGGACUAAGCAAUGAGAUUUAAGAUAUAGUGCAAGUUUGCU
Molecule: messenger RNA, 806 nt
Organism: Pyrus x bretschneideri (Chinese white pear)
Lineage: Eukaryota; Viridiplantae; Streptophyta; Magnoliopsida; Rosales; Rosaceae
Product: GDSL esterase/lipase CPRD49-like
Exons: 5
Coding region: 1-780 (259 amino acids)
Source: RefSeq, a predicted model, not a curated record